Molecule: messenger RNA, 261 nt
Organism: Sphenostylis stenocarpa
Lineage: Eukaryota; Viridiplantae; Streptophyta; Magnoliopsida; Fabales; Fabaceae
Source: the annotation of a GenBank genome assembly
AUGGACAUCAAGCGGUGGCUGCAAGAGUCCGAGCGGAUCAACCGCAUCAUGGUUGUGAGGAAGCCAAAUGACAACCGGCAGAACAUGGUGACAGGCACAAGGGAGAGAGGACAAGCAACAAGCCACUGGAAUUGUGCUCCGAAGUGCACAAUCAAACCCGAUGACAAGCUGGUCCCGAGUAAAGGACAAGAUCGGGAGCUACCUUGGAAGGCCAUGGAAGGAGUUCUCAAGAACCAUUGUGAUGGAAUCGGAAAUAGGUGA